This is a messenger RNA of Erigeron canadensis, 1171 nucleotides long. RefSeq names its product zinc finger protein GIS2-like. Lineage: Eukaryota; Viridiplantae; Streptophyta; Magnoliopsida; Asterales; Asteraceae. Bases 160 to 921 code for a protein of 253 amino acids. Gene Ontology annotation, molecular function: zinc ion binding; nucleic acid binding. The record is from RefSeq and is a predicted model, not a curated record. The transcript is spliced from 4 exons.
ACUGCAUCUACAUCGUCGGGGGGAGAAGCCAAGUAGAACAAACCCUAAAGUUGAAAGAAGAAUAAGUAUCUCGUCUAAAAAGGGUGGAGGCAGCUUUUGUAGAGGAGGUGGUGGUUAUAUUGCAGUUUGGCGGUGGUUGGUAGUUAUCGGGUUUUGAAAAUGAGUUCAGAAAGGGACAGCAGGAGCAGAAGCAGGAGUAGGAGCCCCAUGGAUCGGAAGAUCCGUACUCAGCGCAGCUCCUAUCGUGAUGCUCCAUACAGGAGGGAUUCUCACAGGGGUUACAGCCAGAGCAAUCUAUGUAAGAAUUGCAAACGCCCAGGUCACUAUGCUAGAGAAUGCCCUAAUGUGGCCAUUUGUCACAACUGUGGACUUCCGGGGCAUAUUGCAUCAGAGUGUUCCACCAAGUCCCUAUGUUGGAAUUGCAGAGAGCCUGGUCACAUGGCUGGGAGCUGCCCAAACGAGGGAAUCUGUCACACAUGUGGGAAGACAGGUCACCGUGCUAGGGAAUGCGCAGCUCCCGCAAUGCCACCUGGUGACAUGAGGCUAUGCAACAACUGCUACAAACAAGGCCACAUAGCUGCUGAUUGUACAAAUGACAAGGCAUGCAAGAACUGUAGGAAGACAGGCCACCUUGCUCGAGAUUGCACUAAUGAUCCUGUUUGCAACUCGUGCAAUGUAGCGGGCCAUGUGGCUAGAGACUGCCCCAGGGGGGGUAUGAUUGAUGAUAGAGGUGGCCCACGUGGCAUUGAUCGGGGUAUGGGGGGUUUUCGUGACAUUGUGUGCAGGAACUGUCAACAAGUGGGCCAUAUGAGCCGUGAUUGUGUUGCAUUGUUAAUCUGUCACAAUUGUGGUGGAAGAGGACAUAUGGCGUUCGAAUGCCCUUCUGGAAGGUUCAUGGAUCGCUUUCCACGGAGGUACUGAUGGAAUGAGAUUACCCUUGAGGUAAGAAGAUCGUCUGUUGAUCCACAUUUACUAUUUUAGUAUUUUGUCUUCCUUUUGUUUUCAAAAAAAUUGAAGCUUAAGAUAUUGUGUUUGUUAAGUUUGAUUAUAUGAGCUGGAUUGUAUUGAAGCAUCAAGCCUGUAGCUUGAUGUUAAUAUGGUAAGUUCAUCUCAGACAGUGUAAUUCAAUUAAUAAUACAUAAAUUCAGUGUGUUGCUAUAGUUUAGUUUAA